AAAGCAUUGGAACGAGAAUUUAUGGUACGAGUGUAUCGGUACGGCGUGAAAGAUUCUGAUGGGAAUGCGUUGAGACGUGAAACGUGGCCGUAUCUUUUGGGUCUGUUGAGUUGGACUGAGAACAUCAACGAUAAAUACACAGAAUUUGUGAACAAUUAUAAUACGGCCGUUGAAGAAUGGAAAAAAAUUGAAAAAAUUGUUAAAAUUCGUGAUCAUGAAGCAUUCACAGCAGCACGAUUACGACACAGCUCGUAUAAUGGUGAUUUGAGUGUACCGAUGCGAGACUCAUCAAUGAAUAAUGAUGUUUUUGAAGAGAUCGACGAAAUGUCGAAUCAUUCGUGCGAUGAAAAUCACCCACAUCAUCGUCUUACUGAGAAAGAUAAAGAGGUGCUUUUCAACGAGCGAUGA
This is a messenger RNA of Anisakis simplex (herring worm), 408 nucleotides long. The record is from the annotation of a GenBank genome assembly. NCBI's taxonomy places the organism in Eukaryota, Metazoa, Nematoda, Chromadorea, Rhabditida, Anisakidae.